This is a messenger RNA of Exophiala mesophila, 1467 nucleotides long. RefSeq lists its product as uncharacterized. Gene Ontology annotation, molecular function: zinc ion binding. The transcript has 2 exons. The record is from RefSeq and is a predicted model, not a curated record. NCBI's taxonomy places the organism in Eukaryota, Fungi, Ascomycota, Eurotiomycetes, Chaetothyriales, Herpotrichiellaceae. The coding region runs from base 237 to 1319 and encodes 360 amino acids.
CACCAGUCGUGGGAGCACGGGGAGUCCGUGAGCCGCAGAUAUUGAACGUACUCCACUUCGGACAUUUCCAUCCUGACCUCCACAUGCGGGCAUUGAAUCAACAGUCUGUUGUUGACUUCUUGACAACAACAAUCCCUACGAAGGUCAUUCGAACACCACACACUACGGUGUAGGCACCCGGAGAUCGACCCUCUGCUGGAUUGUCAUCAUGAGAUGCGCCUCGUCGUCAUCUGCACAUGUGCCCAGUGACACACCGGGAACGGAAACAUAACACCUCUGACCUCAAGUCUCCAGCGAAUAUGGCCACGUUGUAUCCGAAGGGCAAGCGCGCUGCAACCCAAAGAGGUGCAUUUGUCGAUCGAGUAUGGCGAUGCGACUGCGAUCCCCGCCUUCCUGCAGAGAAAUUCAAAGUCAAGAAUGGGGGAAAGAAUCAUGGUAGAUGGUUCUAUACCUGUCAAAAGCCUCAACACAAGCGAUGCGGGUUCUUCCUCUGGUCCGACGACGCAAAGGUCCGCGAAGAGGCUGCAGUACUGAACAACUCUCGAACCGAGCCACAAGUGCAACCAAACAACAUGCCUCAGACACCUCGAAAACCCCACCCAAAUAGCCUUCCACCGACGCCUGUAACGAAUCAUAAGUCUGGACAAGCCCACAAAACACCCACUAAACCCAAGACCCCAAUUCAGUCAGAAGACGAUGACAGCUUUGACUGGUCUUCCAGCAAUGAUCAAGACCUUUUGAAUGCCGAACGAGAAGUUCUCCUCGAACAACCUGUUUUCGAAACACCUCGCAAAGCAGCACGCACGCAGACCUUGACCUCACCUGGCAAGCGCAGACGUAGCGAGGUGUCUCCAGUUUUAUCAACGCAAGAUGGAUGGCCCCUCAGUGAUGAUGUCUUCGCCACACCAACCACCUCAUACAAGUCUUCGACCACUGGACUUCUCUCUCCAACAAACACACCUGCCAAAUUGGCAUCCCAACCAGACCGCCCUCAGCCGGAACCAGAGCCUUCAGUCUUGGCAACAGAAGCCCUGAGUAUAUUGCAAGGGAGUAACUUAAGUGCACAAGUGGAGAAAGACCUGGUGGAAUUGCUCAAUAGACACCACUUACGGACUCAAGGCAUCAUCAAAGGUCGUGAUAUUACUCGCGUAGCAGUCGCGGCCAAAGAUGCCAGGAUUGCAGAACUACAGGCUCGCAUUGCUACCCUCGAAGCAGAACGAGAGACAAACCGUACCGUGAUAUCACUUUUGAAACACGACAUGGCCACAUCGCCCAAAAGACCACGGAAUCCGACCCCAUCUCGUCGAUCAGUCGUGUGAUGAGAUCGAUUGUGUUAUCACACUAUUUGAAUCUUGUUCCUGAACUCGUGGCGGGGGUACCUGGGAAAUGCACCCUUGGAUUGGAGACAGCGAGCUGGAGAAUUGAUGCCAUAGCCUUUAGAGACAGUGUUGAAUACCCAUGUUGAAC